AUGCCUCAAGCCAGAGCCACCAAUAUCCUCAUUAUUGGUGCGGGCAUAACCGGCCUCAGCACCGCGACUCUACUUCAAAAGUACUUCCCGUCGGCCAAAAUCACCAUUGUGGCCGCCGAAACGCCCACGACAACAUCUCCAUCGGUAGACUAUGCCUCCAUGUGGGCAGGCGCCCACUACCGUCCAAUUCAUCCGCUCUCCACCGAACAACUCAAAGAGGAAUUCAGAAUGGGCGUGUGGACGAGGGAUAUUAUGAAAGGUAUCGCGCGAGACAUUCCGGACUCGGGAGUAGGUUUUAUGCCUGCGGUCGAGUACCUUGAGGAUCCGCCCCAGGAACUUUUGGACAUCACGCCCGGAUAUGAAUAUGCAGGUCCAGAUGAUGAGUUCCGCGUCCUGCGCCAGGAUGAGUUGCCAGCCGGUGUAAGGUGGGGAUGUGAAUAUCAGAGUUAUUGCAUCAAUAUCCGGAAAUAUUCUCGCUGGUUGAUGGAUAGAUUCCUGGCGAAUGGAGGACGACUUGUUCGACACCGCCUCUUAAACGUAGCCGAUGCAUUCGACUUUGCGGAGCGGAAUCGACUUGGGAAAGUGUCAGUGGUGGUAAAUUGCUCGGGGAGAAACUUUGAUCAUGAUCCUAAGACAAAGAUCAUUCGCGGUCAGACAGUCCUAGUGAAGCAACAAUACACCAAGACAAUUACUCGGCAGAAUGCAGAUGGGAGUUGGAUAUUCUUGAUCCCACGACCGCAAGGUGGGGGGACGAUCGUGGGCGGAACGAAGGAGAUUGAUGAUUGGCAUGAUGCCCCUCGCUCGGAGACAAGGGCGAAUCUGCUGAAGCAGUCGGUGGAGAAGUUUCCCUAUUUUGUCGACUCGAUAGAGAAAUUCGAGGUCGUACAAGAUAAUGUCGGCCGCAGACCGUGGCGGGAAGGUGGCUAUCGGAUUGAAAUCGAAUCCGUUGGAUCGGGGAGAACCGUUGUCCAUGGGUAUGGUGCCGGCGGUCGAGGCUAUGAGAUGAGUUGGGGCGCUGCUGAGAGGAUCCUUGAGCUGGUCAAGGAGUCUGUCGGUACAGGCGCCCGGCUGUGA
Fonsecaea nubica is the source of this 1074-nucleotide messenger RNA. RefSeq lists its product as hypothetical. The record is from RefSeq and is a predicted model, not a curated record. Gene Ontology annotation, molecular function: D-amino-acid oxidase activity; FAD binding. Lineage: Eukaryota; Fungi; Ascomycota; Eurotiomycetes; Chaetothyriales; Herpotrichiellaceae. The transcript has a single exon. The coding region runs from base 1 to 1074 and encodes 357 amino acids.